Messenger RNA from Penaeus chinensis, 3110 nucleotides. RefSeq lists its product as uncharacterized. Bases 229 to 3108 code for a protein of 959 amino acids. NCBI's taxonomy places the organism in Eukaryota, Metazoa, Arthropoda, Malacostraca, Decapoda, Penaeidae. The record is from RefSeq and is a predicted model, not a curated record. The transcript has 11 exons.
UGCCGUUCGCUCGCUCGCCGAUUCGUCCCGUGGGCGUCGUGGGCGCGCUCCACGCCCUCGGACUUCGGAUUCCGUGUCAAAAGCUGCCUGUGAUUUGGUCGGCGUGCCCCAGGCCGGCAGAAGGGCUCCCGGACGCCGCCAGGAGGGCGGGCCCAGCGGGGCGAGCGAUCGCGCGGACGAAGCGAGAGAGAAAGUCCCAGGGCCCCGGCACCCGCGCCCACAGUCAAGAUGGCUGCGUGUCUCCAGCAAGACGGAGACUCCAGCGAUUCCGACAAGCCUGGCCUUUCCUCACACCCAGAGCCCUCGAGACAGGCAGCCGGCGGGCCCCAGGGAGCGGCGCCAGCCUCGAGCGCCCGGCAGGCGGAGAUCAAGCUGCAGGGAGACAAGGCAUAUGAUGAAGUAGCUAAAUACAAUGAAGAUGACCUAAGAAAUUUUCUGGAAGAGGUCACCAACGCAGGCAAAAGCAAGCACGGCCUGGCUUUGGCAUUGCUGCGUAAAGAAGAAGAUGCCUUGAGAGAGGAAUCUAGCUCAGGUGAUGAUACUGGCCAUCCAGCUUUGCGUCGUCGAAGUAAAAAGUUACUCAUUGGCCGAAGGGAACAAUCAAGUGGGGAUCAACAGUCUGCGGCCGCAUGCACCAGCACUGGGGGCUCUCUAGGGUCACUGCAUGACCUCUCAGAGACCAAACCUAAGAAGGUUGUUGGGCAAAGCCAAGGUGUUGCCUCGCGCUGCAGGGAAGGUGGUUCCUGUGGAAAUCUCUCGCGUGGUUCCUUUGAGACACAGCCACCGAGGAAGAGAAAGGGACGCCGAUACCGUGACGCCGCCCGAGCAAGCACCAGCCAGCGAGAGGGAGGAUCGUUACAGAAUCUGAGCAAGACAGAAGCAGCGUCGAACGAGUCAAAGAAGCUCCACAAAUCUGGCAGCCUAAGUCAGGUCUGCUCAGAGGUCGCUAGUGGCGCGCGCAGUAAGAAUCGGCGUCAGAAGACUGCAAGUGAAAGCUCGAGUUCCAGGUACUCUCGGCGCUCAGAGGAACGCGAGGGAGAGGGUAGCUCAGGCGAUGAAGGUGCUGUGGAUGUCCCUUAUAGGCGGUUAGAGCAGUCUCCCCAUUCCACACUCUCAACUCACUCCGCUGAGCACACAUUCCCCCCUGAGGGUGUAGGUGGGGCCAAGGGAGGACACGGACCUGACUGCAACCAUGACAUAGAAGAUUCCAUGUCGAAUCUUCGUCUACAUGUUUUCCCCCAAACCUCACAGGAUGUGGACUCUCAGGGGGAGACCACAGAGGAAGACUUCGAUGCCAAAGACCAUUCGUGCCGGAGUCUAGGGGGCCUUGGCCGCACACGGCACUGUUCAGAGGCACCCAUUGAGGAGGAUGGGAUUGAGCUGCAGAGUAUCUCAUGCCAGAAGGCUGACUCGGACAAUCCACACACAGAAGUAGAUAGGACCAUCAAGUUCAACCUUGGGAGACCACAGGAGGACACCAUGCCCAGCAGUUGCGGUCGGCGAACACUAUCCCUUCAGGAUUCUCCGUGUGUCAGUUCAGUUUUCAAAGAGGAAAAGACUUCUAGCAAAAGUUCCGAGGAAGAAGGCAUAGGAAAGAGAAAGCUGCUAGGUGGACGAAGUGACAGCAGUGGAAGUGAGAACAAAGCCUCAUUAGACGAGAACAGUAACCCCAUGAUUACGGGUGGCGCCCCCUCGCUCCUCACGUCGGCUGCUGGGACCGACCGUUCAAGCAGCACCUUCCUCAUGUCAACCCACACUACCUCGCGCAGGAAUGGCAUCAGUGGAACCCACAAGCAAGUUACCAAGUUUGAACAGCUCAAGACCAAGAAGGAGAAGAAGAAGGCCAGCAGGGAGAGGGACAUCGUGAACAUCAUUGAGACGCCGGGCUUCCGUGGCGAUCAGGACGUCAACGACCUCCUCAAGUUCAUCAUUGGGAGCGACGAGGACACCCCCAACAGCAAGAACAAGAAGAAACACAAGGGCAAGGGCCAGGAGAACCGCGACGAGAAGGAAGGGUCCAAGAAGAGCAAGAACAAAGGCGGCCGGGCCAGCGAGGACAGCUGGAGCGAGAAGUGGAAGGAGGACGAGGGCUCCGCCAAGACCAACGAUGACAGUGGCAUCGGAGGCGAGGUCACGUCCAGGGAGAACAACCGGAAGAGCAGGGAGCGGGAGGACGAAAAGAAGACGGCCAAUAACAAGAAGAACAAGAACCAGGACGCCAAGAAGGGCAAAAAGGGCAGCAGCAGCCUGAGGGAGUCGAGCAGUGUGGAGGAUCUGGUGUCCAAGAGUAAACAGAGUGAUAAUGUCCGUGACAUACGCAAGCAAGUGACUAUUGAUGAUGGGGAUAUGUCCCUUAGUGUAUUACAUACAUAUCAGAAUAAUAAGAAAGUAGAUAAAUUUAACCAUUUUAUAGCGAAUGGAAAAUAUAUCAGAGAGUCGAGCAUGAUGGACAUUGCCAAUGACAAUGAGUUCGACACUGACCAAAGGCCUUCCGACUUUGUGACUGAUUUCUAUAGUGUAGGAGACUCGUUCCUUGGAGAGGACCUUUCUCGCACCCCCUCAUCUCCGUCAGGGGGUGACUUUGAGGUGGUGAGCAAGAAAAGGAGCAAAAGGGCCAAGAACAAUCCCCAGAAUGCGAGCCAGAGUGUGCGGAACGCCGGCUUCGAAAGGUGGAGUGGUAGCACUAACAGUGGGGGACACAUCGAUGACAGUUUCCGUACCUCGCGGUUUGGGCAGAACAAGCCAAACCACAGGGGCAACGGAAGUCACGAAAGACCACACAUUAACUUUGUUGAGGGACCACGUACAGUUCACGAAAACAUGUUCCUGGCCCAGUGGUCCCAGUUGGGGGUGGGAGCCGGGGAACGUUAUGCAGCUACAACCACAAGUGCCCCCCAUAGCGAGGAUUCCGAAUCUGAUGGUGAUGACUCUGUACACUCGAUGCCAGUUCCUUCAAUCACUCCUCGGCCUGAUGUCCGCAAGCCUCCACCCUCAUCAGAUUCGACUCCCCAGGCUUCUUAUGCAAAUAUCGCCAAGCUUGCUGCUUCAGCCAAUCGUACACAGAUGAAGCGAGUGGCCACUGUAGGGGCUCCGUCGGGACAGCAGUAGUG